AUGGCCGAAGUUGCAGCGGCCGCCAUCGCCGUCGAGCAGGUCGUAGCCACGGGCGUCGAAGUGGCUGUCGCCGCGGCCGUAGCAUCGCCGACACAACCGCCUAAAGUGACCCUGACGCAGCUGUCCAAGCCGCAGGGCAGCGAGCCGCCGGACCUCGCCCGCUCGCACCUCGUCCGCUCGCACCACAGCGUAACCGUGCUCGGCGACACGGCAUACAUCUUCGGCGGCGAGAGCCGCGACGGCACGCUCUGCUCGGCCGACAUGGUGUCGGUCUCGCUGCCAGACAGCAAGUUCGCGGCACCGGAGACACAGUACCAGCUGAUCCAAGCACUCCCCACGAAAGACACCAGCACGGACGCCCUAGAGCCGCUGCAGCCGGCGGCGCGGCGGCAGCACGCGGCGUGCGCGCAGGGCGGGUAUUUCGUGAUUGUGCACGGCGGCCGCGGUGCCAGCAAUAGCGACAGCACAGCCAUCGACGCGGACAACUGCCUGUGGCGCUGGGACAGCGCGACGCCGGGGUGGAGCAAGCUGCGCGGCACGACGCAGCUGGGCGCGCGCAUGGCGCCGCGGUUCGGGCACUGGCUGUUCGCAGACGAUGCGCAGGGGUUGCUGGUGCUGCACGGGGGGCGGGCGGCUGCGGCGAGCGAGGCGAGCGUGCUUGACCGCGUGGCGGCACCGGAGGCCCAGGGGAUCUCGGCCUUGCGCGACACACAGACCGAGACGUGGCUGUAUGAUCUCGAGGCCGGGGCGUGGACAACGCUGCCGGGGGCCCCGGGCGCGCCGCUGGCUGCGGCGUAUGUUGGCGGCAAGGACGCCACGCUGUACACGGUAGGCGCGGGCGAGGGGGGCAGCGGCGUCAGCGGCAGCGUGCACUUUCUGCGGUUGCUGGGGUCGGCGACGGAGCGGGCGCGGCCCGGGGCGCUGGUCUGGCAGACGGUGGAUUUUCCAACGAACGCGUUGACACCCGGACCGCGGCCGCGCGGCGGCGGCGCGCUAGUGCCGCUUUCGACGGGCAUGGGCCGCAACUACCUGGUGUACAUGUUUGGGUGCGACGACGUGGACUCGGACGACGCGGCCGCCAGGGGCCACGACAAGUACUACGCGGACAUGUGGGCGCUGCAGCUGCCGACGCACGGGUUCAACGCCGCGGCGGCCAAGGACGCCAUCCGAUCCCGCGUCCCGGGCAUGCAGUCGGGCGAGCUGGCGUGGUCGGCCGUCGAGCUGGUCGCCACGGAGCAGAUGGGCGCGUCCGGGGGCAAGGUGCACCCCGGCCCGCGCGGCCUGUUCGGCGUCGACUCGUGUCUCAGCGGCAAGGGCGUCGUGCUCUGGGGCGGCGUGAAUCCCAAGGGCGAGAAGGAGGCUGACGGCUGGAUCCUGCGGCUCGCGUAUGGGUAUGCGGACAAUGAUCGGCGGGAGUGA
Lasiosphaeria miniovina is the source of this 1419-nucleotide messenger RNA. RefSeq lists its product as uncharacterized. Lineage: Eukaryota; Fungi; Ascomycota; Sordariomycetes; Sordariales; Lasiosphaeriaceae. The record is from RefSeq and is a predicted model, not a curated record. The coding region runs from base 1 to 1419 and encodes 472 amino acids. The transcript is spliced from 2 exons. Gene Ontology annotation, molecular function: protein binding.